AUGCUGCACGACGUAGUUAUUGUGGCUUUGGCUCUUGCAUUUUGCUUUUUCCUUGUGAAUCGAAAGAGGAGGCUUUUGGACAAAAAGACUUUGCUUCUUGAGCCGUUUAAGAAACACUUUGAAAGAAGUGCUGAAGAAUUCCCGUCCAUCCACCAGUCCAUAUUGAAGUUAGUAGGACAUCCCAGUCUGGAUUAUCUUUGCGGAAUAAUCACUCUCAAAAGAGACUUCUGCUUGAGCUACAUUCUCGGCUCUGUUCCAAAAGAGAGUCUAAUCCUAACGGGACAGCUGAAAGUUAGGACCCCGUGCAUGUAUGUGUUUAGAAAGACAUUGCCUCCAAAACACUAUGGUCUGAAAUACACCAAAAAAUGCUUGCUUGGAAAUAUACCUGGAUAUAGGACAUUUGGCGCCCUGGGGGAAAAGCAUCUUGAGUUCAUAAAGAAAUACGAUGUCUCUAUCUUCUUUGUAAGUUAUGCUCCUCAAGACAUCGAAGACUCUCCUUCCUUUGAAAGCCAGGUUUUCCUGAAGGCAGGCCUAUCUCUUCUUGAGAACCCCGAAUUUAUUGAUGACUUCCUGGGUCUCUUCGAUACUAUAGUCCCCGAGCCGAGCAAGAGAGUCCUCGAGAUGAAGCAGGGAUACAACAGGGAUGCGGAGGCUUUAAAGGUGAGGGAAAACAGAAGCUUUGGAGAGAAAAUGGCUUUUUAUCUGAGGGAAAAAAACAAGAUUAGAAAGAAAUAA
Molecule: messenger RNA, 735 nt
Organism: Encephalitozoon intestinalis ATCC 50506
Lineage: Eukaryota; Fungi; Microsporidia; Unikaryonidae
Exons: 1
Coding region: 1-735 (244 amino acids)
Source: RefSeq, a predicted model, not a curated record